CCGGCGCCGACCAUGUACCGCUCCCUUUACGCCUUCAGCUCCGCGGAGCCCAACUCGCUGCGCUUCGGCGCCGGGGAGACCUUCCUCAUCCUGGAGCGAAGCAAUGAGCAUUGGUGGCUGGCCAGCCGGGCCCGGAGCGGGGAAACCGGCUACAUCCCGCCCGCCUACCUCCAUCGCAUCCAGGUCCUGGAGCAGGAUGUGGUCCUCCAGUCCAUCGAUCGGGCCAUAGAGGCCAUCCACAAUGCUGCCAUGAAGAACGGGGGCAAGUAUAACCUGGAACAGCGGGACGUCCUACAGAAGCUGAUCCACCAUCGAAAGGAAACCUUGUCCCGCAAAGGCCAUGCAGCCACUAGUCAGGUGACAAUGACCCCAUCUUCCAGUGAUCAUCACCUGGAUGCCACCCGGCAGCCUAAUGGGGUGUGCCGUACUGGCUAUGAACGACACCACAGCCUGCCCACCUCGGAGUUCCUGGGAGAGGAUGACGGCCUCUAUCAGAUCCCACCCCAGCCUCGUCGAGCUGCCCCCAUAACACCUCCCCCACCUGAGAAGCGUAGGAACGCACAGAUGGUGGCCUCUGGAAAAAACGCUGUGGAAAUCCCCUCCGGAUCGGUGUCUAGCACCUCCUCCGUAAGCACGACGUCCCUGGACACUCUGUAUACGGGGUCCAGCAUGUCCGAGCCAGGCCCCACCACAGCCAGGUCCAGCCCUGCCAACACCCCUCCCCCUGUCCCCAGCCGCAGCGCCCACACCUCUAUCUCCCGAAGCCUAGAUCUGGGCCCUCCGACCCAGGGCAGUUCCUCCGGUGGGGAGGCCGCUAACCCUCGCCAGGCAAAGAGGGCCGCCCCAGGGAUCCCGCCGGGAGCAGAGCCCCAAAGCUCUGUGAUUUCAGAGGAGCAGGAGCCCAGGAGGACGGCUUCAGCUCCCCAUGCUGGCCUGGAAGCCUUCGACUCCCUCUGCCUCGACGAUGACAAAAAGGCCGGGGCAGAGGUGCCGGAGCCUGAAUCCCCUGGCCCGUCCGCGUCCGUCCCGAAGACGAUCGGGGCUGAGCUGAUGGAGCUGGUUCGCCGAAACACCAACCUUAGCUACGACCUGUCCCGGGUGGCCAUUGGUGUGGUCGUUGGCCAUAUCCAGAGUUCCAUUCCCGCCACCAACAGUAUCAUGGAGCAGAUUCUCAUCUCACUGGUGGAGAGUAAGGACCUAAGCUCAGGACUGCCCUCAGGGCAGAUCUGCCAUGAUGAACAGCGACUGGAGGUGAUCUUUGCAGACCUGGCCAGGCACAAGGACGAUGCCCAGCAGCGCAGCUGGGCCCUCUAUGAAGAUGAGAAUGUCAUCUGCUGCUAUUUGGAGGAGCUGCUCCACAUCUUGACGGACGCAGACCCAGAAGUUUGCAAGAAGAUGUGUAAGAAGAAUGAAUUUGAAUCAGUCCUGUCCCUGGUGGCCUACUAUCAGAUGGAGCACCGCGUAUCCUUGAGGCUGCUGCUCCUGAAGUGCUUUGGAGCCAUGUGCAACUUGGAUGCUGCUAUCAUUUCCACCCUGGUGAACUCAGUGCUACCCAUGGAACUGGCUCGGGACAUGCAGACGCACACCCAAGACCAUCAGAAGCUGUGCUACUCUGCCCUGGUGCUGGCCAUGAUCUUCUCCAUGGGGGAGCCGCUGCCCUAUCACCACUAUGAGCACCUCAACUCCCAAUUUGUCCAGUUCCUGCUGGAUGUGAUUGAGGAUGGGCUGCCCUCAGACACCACUGACCAGCUGCCUGACCUCUUUGUCAAUGUGCUUCUGGCCUUCAACCUGCACAUUCCAGUUCCAGAGCACAACGUGAUCAUGACGACGGUGAGCAAGCAUCCAAACGUCAAGAUCUUCACAGAAAAAGUGCUGCUGCUGCUCAACAGGGGAGAUGACCCCGUGUGCAUCUUCAAGCACCAACCUCAGCCGCCUCACUCGGUACUCAAGUUCCUGCAGGACAUCUUUGCCAGCAAGGACACCGCCGGCAUCUUCUAUCACACGGACAUGAUGGUGAUGAUUGACAUCAUGGUGCGGCAGAUUGCCGACCUGUCCCCUGGAGACAAGCUGCGGAUGGAGUACCUGUCCCUGAUGCAUGCCGUUAUCCGCUCCACCGCCUACCUGAAGCACCGGCACCGCCUGGCUGACCUGCAGGGGACCCUGCAGCGCAUCUUGGGCGAGCAGGAAGAGGGACCCCCGUGCCAAAUGGACAAAAUGAUCAUCCGAGAGAUCUACAAGGAAUUCCCGGAGAUCGCCCAGGCAGCAAGCUAAGCCGCCACGGGAACGGCAGAGAGAGGAAGGACUUCAUCUCACCCUUUGGAACCACCCUGUUUCCCAUUUACACUUGUCCCCCGACCUGCCCUGUCAGUCCAUUCCUCCCCUCACCCCCCGACACCAUUGUACCUGACUCUUCCCCGAGGUGGCAUCUUACACAGAGGUGGGGCUCAAGGUCCCAUUGGCUUGCAUCCGUGGUAGAGUAGCCUGAGGGGUGACCCCAGGCUUGGGAGGCUGGGAGGAAGCCAAGCAAGGGAAUGGCGUCAUUGGGGCCUCCCUGAGCCCCAACACCCCAGAAGGGAGCAGGUUACAAACUGAGGACUUGGGAAGCUGAAAGGCUCCUUGGGUUUCUGUAGGGAAUUUCUGAAUAUACAGCCUCAGAGAAGAGGGUCCCGUGCCCCUGUCCAUUUCCUCUCCCUGCUGUCGCCAAGUGGCAUCUGGCAGUGCUUGGAAAAAGCUUCUUGUACCAUCCGUGCUGUGUAUCCGACUGCUGGAGUCAGUGGGCUGCCAUUCUGAUGGUGAGAGGCGCGCCCAGGGGGCAGCUGCCAUCACCGGAGAGAUGUCCCCCCCACCCCCGACUUCAGCUCCAAGCCUUCUAUGCCCUUUGCUUCCUUUCAGGCUAGCUCCACCCCUAGAGUUUAGCAAGGCCAAACCCCACCCCUGCUUGGAGUGGUGAUGUUUCAGCCCCUCCUCCACGAUCCAGGAGGGUGGUGGAGCAGUCCUCAGGAGGAGCCAGCUGGAGAGAGAGAGACUGACAGACCGACAGACACACAGAGAGAGAAAAUGAACAAAUGGGAAUGCAAACGCCAGAAUGAGGUCCUCUCCUGGUGCCUCCUAGAUUGGUUUCUGGAGAAUUCCCCCGGGUGGUGGGGGUCCAGUGGGAGAGGGGAUGCUUCUGGGGACGUUUGCUAGGGGGAGGAGGCUCUUUUUGUUAAUCUGCUGGUUUUCUUGCCUUAGCUUUGCCAUGAACUACACCCAUGUAUGGAGAAGCUGCUUUGAUGUUGCCUCUAGGUAGCUAGAAGUCUGGCGUGUCCCCAGGCUCAACCCCUAGGUCUGCUGUGACCAACUCGCUACACCAGUUAAGUCUUGCAGUAUUUAUCUCCCUGGUCGAACUCGGUGUCCUAGCAGAACGUGCUGUGUGACUGAGGAGGGGCGGUCAGGAGCAACCGUGGCCACGGCGAGGCUACUGUGCAAGGGCGGGUGGUGGCCGUGGCAAGGAGUGGGCAUCUCUCUCCCUGCUGGGGCCCACGGGAAGUGGCAACUCCCUCUCGUAGAGGAGGGCGGGGUGGGGAGAAGGCAGCCACGAGUCUGCUCCCAGCGGCCGCAGAUGACCUGAAACCAAUUUCUAUUUUCUCUGUAAAAAUGUACGAAUGUUAAAAGGGACAUGUAUUUUCUUAAACCCUAACCCUAGAUGUAACUGGAAUAAAGCAUCCUGAAAAACCAA
Messenger RNA from Tachyglossus aculeatus (Australian echidna), 3718 nucleotides. RefSeq names its product NCK interacting protein with SH3 domain (gene NCKIPSD). NCBI's taxonomy places the organism in Eukaryota, Metazoa, Chordata, Mammalia, Monotremata, Tachyglossidae. Gene Ontology annotation, biological process: endocytosis. Gene Ontology annotation, molecular function: Arp2/3 complex binding; protein binding. The coding region runs from base 13 to 2271 and encodes 752 amino acids. The record is from RefSeq and is a predicted model, not a curated record. The transcript has 13 exons.